AGCCGGUUGUCAGUCCGAACCGGUUUGUUGACAUCAGUGUCCAGUGCUAGUGUAGUGUUUUGUUUCCAUGGAUUGUACUCUUGUGGAAAUGGAAGAUAAGGCGUACAGUGUUGACAGUUCCGACGAUAUCAAUAUCGAGGAAGAGGAAGACGAACACAUUGAGGAAAAUCACAGCUAUCCGCCAGAUUUUCCGAUCGAAGCUCUUGUGAAGUUAGAGCGGCCGUCACCUCCCUUACCGACGCCGCCUAACACACCAACCGACGAUACACCACCCGCUGUCGUAGUUUCUCGACACCAGACCUGGCCAGCACCACAAUACCCAAACUACAGACCAAUGCAGACCCCAUACUCCUACGACAAACAAGUUCCUUACAGCUACCCAGCUGCUUCCUAUGUUCCACCCCAAGUUGCCUCCCUUCCUCCAUCCGCACCUUACCACGCGAUGCUGGUCAACCAAUGGAUAAGAAACGCUGCUUUGUAUCACCACUCGUUGAGAUACCCGUCCAUGGCGCAAAGAAUGCCGGGAAGGAACCCACCACAAAUGAGAGCGCCAGGAGUCCCCGGCACGAGGCCAAAGAAACAAUUUAUUUGCAAAUAUUGCAACCGCCAGUUUACGAAAUCAUACAACCUUCUGAUUCACGAAAGAACACACACGGAUGAGCGUCCCUACUCAUGUGACAUCUGCGGGAAGGCUUUCAGGAGGCAAGAUCAUCUUAGAGAUCAUAGGUACAUUCAUUCUAAACAGAAGCCAUUCAAAUGUACCGAAUGCGGUAAAGGCUUUUGUCAAUCGAGAACAUUGGCCGUACACAAAAUUUUACACAUGGAAGAGUCGCCCCACAAAUGCCCCGUUUGCAACAAAAGUUUCAACCAAAGAUCGAACUUGAAAACGCAUCUGAUGACGCACAGCGAGGCCAACAAGCAUCAUUUAGAACAUCUCGAGGGAUGUCAAGAGGUUUCAUCAACGAGUCAGGUUUCUGACAGUCCUUUAUUGGAUCUGUCACACAAGCCCACUCCGCCGCCUCAGGCGUUCCAGCAAAUACACGCCAGUCCACAACAAUCUCCAGUGGAGGCGCCUAAGAGGCCGUUAGGCUUUUCAAUAGAAGACAUAAUGAAACGUUAAUAACGUACUGAGUAAUUGUAGUUUUAGCCAAACGUGUUUUGUAACUAAUGUACAAAGACGUUAUUUAUUAUUUGUAAAUCAUUUCAUUUCUGAGUACCUAUUCUGCCAAAGAUGUAUUUCAGUACUAUGUAGAAUUACAGUAUUAGUAGUGUUAAAUAGCGCUCAGUGUUAAUAUGUUCGAUUAUUAAUCUCACUUCGUUUGUGAUUCGUCAUCUAAGCUCAUUUAAUCGCUCGGAUUAUAGUUCAAUCGCUUCAUUUUAAUGUGUAAAGUUUGAUCUUUUCAUGCUAAAGACUGAUUAUUGUUUAUCAUUGUUAUGUUUUUUUUAGAGAUUUAUUUAUUGUGAUAGAGUUUUAUCGUAGGGUGGUUAACUAAAGUUACCAAAAAUAUUACCGUUGUUUUAAAUAAGUUAAUUCCAAAUAAACCUAUGACUCAGAUCAUGUUCAAUGUACGUUAUAGUAUUAGUGUAUAGUACAGUAUUUGUUCCUUGUAAAUAUUAGGUUUAGAGUCAGUAUUAGAUAAGUUAAGAGGCUACUUAAAAUAAGAAAAAAGAAAAGAAAGAUUAUAAUUA
Messenger RNA from Colias croceus (clouded yellow), 1689 nucleotides. It is a transcript of the gene odd, whose product is annotated as protein odd-skipped. Bases 68 to 1120 code for a protein of 350 amino acids. The record is from RefSeq and is a predicted model, not a curated record. The transcript is spliced from 3 exons. Gene Ontology annotation, molecular function: RNA polymerase II transcription regulatory region sequence-specific DNA binding; DNA-binding transcription factor activity, RNA polymerase II-specific. Gene Ontology annotation, cellular component: nucleus. Gene Ontology annotation, biological process: regulation of transcription by RNA polymerase II; embryo development; embryonic pattern specification. NCBI's taxonomy places the organism in Eukaryota, Metazoa, Arthropoda, Insecta, Lepidoptera, Pieridae.